CGUGAGUCCAACUCAGUCUGGGCUUUGUCUUGACCUGGCAGGUACAUCGAUAGUCCAUAGUUUCCGCAUGUUACCACCUCCACCUCGAUGUCAACACUGAGGUCGCUCAGUGCCUUGCCUCAUCAUCGCUUCCCCAGACCAACAAACCACGCUUCAAACAAGGACACUUCACAAUGUCCUCGGCGAAACCCAGUGACUCGUUAUCAAAAUAACGCUCCUGCGACCGACACGUUUAUUUCGCAGCUUUCAUUUUCCUUAACUUGCCUUCCAUUCUCUUCCGACAACUUCGUGCCCGAUAGUUCUCCUUAGGCCAUGGCCGACGAGUUCGUCCCCUCUGUGCCAUCACCCCUCACCAGCUUCACAACCAACACAGGGUUUGGUGCUGCCAAUGCAUCUGGUUCGUGGUACAAUCCUGCUGUCUGGACUGUCAAUGUGACACGCUAUGCGCCCAUACUAGAGGACCUUGUCUGGGCCGGUCCGCGAUUCGUUAAGAAACUUGGAUCUUACAUUUCUGUGCCCGAACAUCUCGAGACGACGACCGACAAUUCGAAUUACAUACCAGCAGUAGUCGGCGCGAAUACCAUACUUGCUGAGGCCGACCCGACUAUUCAGAACAUAAUGGAGCCUUUGUUAGGUGCAGGGGGGUCUGAGACAGCGACCACUGCUCCCAUAGGACGGGUACCCGUCGACAGUGUCCGUAGCUUGGGCAGUGUCUUUGGAUAUGCCACCAGCAAGUGGGCUUUGUGUUGCAUAGCUAUGGCAGUCAUACUUAACCGGACACACAUAUUCGCUGCCACUCGACGACGCCUACGCUUGCGAUGGCCGACAAGACUCUUAUUACGAUUCGUUCCUAUCGUCCUAUUGGUAAUACAGGCGCGCCAGUUACUUCAAUCUAUUCAAUGCCAGACCUCAUCCGACUUUUCCGAGCUACGAUGGGGUAACGCAAGCAAAAGCUCGGACUUGAUGUUCUCACACCGAAACGCCUUUCUCAACUCUCUGAGUUCAAUUUUACUCUUCUCAGCCUCCGAUGAACACUCCUGUAUUGCCGUUCGGAUGAUACCGUCAGAUGAAUCUGGCUCUGCUCGUAAUCUGACCGGCUCUUUGUCCCUGUUGUGGCCUUUGUUCGGAACAUUUUGUCUUAGCCAGUUCCUUGAGACCGUUUCCUGUGCCGUGCAGGGGCGUCCUGUCGCACCGGAGACAGGUAUGACACUAUUUGAGCAGUCUCUUGCGUUUGCAGAGGCCGAUGCUGCCAUCAGUAACCAGCUUGGUUGGAACCUCUUCACUAAAACAACCUCUGCUGAUGCCCCAGCCUCAGGGCUUGGAAAUGCUAUAGCUCUGACUAGGUCAAUGGUUAUGAGAAGGGUCAACACCUCGCCCGAAGUUCUCCUCGUUGCCUUGCUAUCUUCGAUGACGCAUAUUACGAGCCAUGUUCUCGGUAUCUUCAAUCUGCAAGCUAAGUACCGACUAAUCAGCACGGGAUUCUGGGGUCUCUGCUUUAUGGCUAGCAUUGUAUGGGCAGCCAUCUCCUUUGACCUCGACAAUCCAUCCUCUCAGAGUCUACUCAGAUUUCCAACUGUUUGCAUCAUAGGGUUUGUGCCACAUGUCCUUGUUCUACUAGGUAUCGCUAUAUGUCUGUUCAUAUACGGACUGGCUUUGCUCCUCUCAGCAUUCUCUCCCCCUUCGACAUCAGACAUGGCUUCAAUGACCAUUCGUCAGCGUCUCAUCCAUGCCCAUGAGAACAUGCAGGCGAACGUAUCGCUCUCUUCCAUUCGCAUCACUCGAGAAAUGGAUUUCUACACGGCUCUACUGCGAACUGGGUUCGGCGCUAUCACUAUGGCUAGUGAAGCCGUCUACCUAAAUGAGGACAGGGGCAUCAGUCUAAAACGACGCACCUGGCUGGAAGAGCAGCGGUUUAAGGAGGCCGAGGAGUUGCAAAGAAAACUAAUUGGCGGUGGCGGCGGCCUGCCCGACUCGCGAUAUGAUCAGAUCGGCGCAAUCGGCCUGAUUCCCGUGAAAGGGGGCCCAUCAAUUGCAUCCAAUGGGUACGCCCGCGAACGUGCUGCUCAGAAGAUACCGAAAGGACGCAGUGAGCGCAACCUUCAUGCGGGCAUUGGGGCGUCUGAAAGGAGUUCUCGUUGGCUUAUGGCACUGGAGUUUCUACUCAGUAUCAACAAACUUAUUGCAAAAAUUAGCGCCAAGUCCUUGUUAUGGUGUCUUGCGACUCUACGGAUCCGAUAUCAGCCGGCAUGGCUCCUUUGGCUUGCUCAGCACCCAAAAAGCAUGGACAGCCAGAGCAAAAGCUCUAGUCGUAAACAGCCACGACCAAGAGGACCAUCUUCAUAUAAUGAUGGACGCAUACCGAAAGAGGAGACGGCAGACAUCGAGGCCGAGUUCAGGCGUGUGGGCAUUGACCAAGACGAGGAGAGCCUAGAUAGGGACCUAUACAAAUAUUGGGUGAAAAACGGCUGGUGGGGAUCUGCAGAUUCCAGCGGCGACUUUGAACCUCACUCAGAUGACGACUUCGACACUACAAGCGUCGUCUCUAUGUCGACCGCCGGUGAUGGAGUGGAUGAUUACCAAGCAUGGGAGUCAGAAGACGAGAAUGACGACGGCCAACGAACACCUACUCAACGAUCCCCUCAAAUCAGUCGUGAGAGCACGCCUUUCCAUGACACCCCUAUGCAAAUAUCCGAUCUAGCACGCCUUCUGCAUCCCACAAGCCCUGAAGAGCGCGAGGAGGCCAUGACCUUGUCUGCCCACCUCCAAAGUGAUGGCAUCAUGACACGCGCCAAAUACCGGCGAAUGGAGCAAUUGCAACGCACUCGAGUCUUGGCCUCCCCGGGAUCUGGCCUACUACAGCCCAAAGCCAACAUCAUGCAACCGGGGCGCAGCACCAAAUUAGAUCCUGACGAAGAGGAGCAUCUUUUGGAACAACUUUUACUAUCACGGCGGCAAGCGUUUGCAUCUGCGGCAUGCUCCGAGACAUCAUGGGAAAACGGGGGAUCAGGUUUUGGAAGCGAUGGUCCGCAAUGCGUGGUGUGUCAAAGCUCACCCAGGACCAUUAUUGUCUGGCCCUGUCGAUGCCUAAGUCUAUGCGACGACUGCCGUGUCUCUCUUGCUAUGAACAACUUUGACAAAUGCGUCUGUUGCCGCCGGGAGGUUAUUAGCUUCAGCCGCGUUUUCGUCCCCUGAGCUCCUGCAAACCCACGAUUAAGGGAAUCGGUAAUGGUUUGUUUGCUGUAAUUAAGCACCUGUAGCCUUUGUUCCACUCAUUUGCGUUGUUUCAUUUUCGGGAGCUGAUGGGCAUGAAUUCACAAUGGUCAAGCUUUCACCUGUGACUCAAAUCAUGUCAGGAUAUGUUCGGCAUAGCAUCUAUUAUAUUCAGCUUUUUACAUUGCAGCCCAUUCGAUACUAAAGGUUCUCAUCUCCUGGUCAUCCCGUGAUCCAUUUGCUAGUGGCUGUUGUGCCCCUAUCAAAUACGCCUUCUUCACAGCUGUUGCGAGACGGCCUCCUGCUACGAUAUCCAAGACGGGAAUAUCUUCUUCCCAUUCAUACUGGUUUGCCAUGAAAUGGGCAUGAAACCUCAAGGGAUCGCCUGGGUAAACACUAUACUUGGCACCAAAGCGAAGACCGGGAGUCGUGUAGUGACCAGAAGUAAGUAGAAAGCCACACAAAGGGCCUUGCGUAGGAUUAGUGGCCUGGUAUGUUCGUUCAGCUUCUGAAGAAAUCAGCGACCCACUGGAUGUUGGGGUGACGCCCAGGGAUUUGAUGGCAGAUUCCUGCUGAUGUACGGCGGGCUUAGUUUCACUAGUGAUGGUGUCGUCGUCUGCAUUGCUAGGAGGCACACGGCGGGAUUUCCCACGCUUCAAUGCUCCUUCAGCAACCCUCUUGGCAUUCUUUUCAGCAAUAACCUGUUGUGCUGUCUGCUUUCUUGUCCUAAGCGAGUCGAGGUAUAACUUCCUCGCCUCGGCGUUGUGAUUCUGGAGAACAUGGUGGUGGGCAGCUACGUCGUCUACAAGAUAAGCCACAUUCUUAUGCAAUAACGCUUCAGCCUCCUCCGGCCGGAGUUCAAUUGGAAGACCGAGAAAGAUAUUCUGAGUCGGUUGCUGAGGCGCCGUUCCAGCUAGAGUACCGUUGAUAUUCUCAUUCCGACGCAAGAACGCAGCUGCUUCAGAAUCGAAGAUGAGAUAUCGCCCAGCGAUCUUGGAUAUCCGAACAGGGGCUGGGUCUAGAGAAGCCAUGGUAUCUAUUGAAGCAUUGUGAGUUAGCGGGCGCUUCGUUGGAGUAUAGCGAGCAUAAACAAGUGUGAAAAGGACAACAUCAUAAGUCGUCUUCGUAAUUUUAUUGUGUGUCGUCACAGAAAAUCAGGGGAUUGACAGAUUAAUAAGUGUAUAAUCAUUGUGUCCGAGUCGCGUGGAUAAAGUGCGAGAGAGAAAAAAAGAUUCUGACAUACCUUUUGAGAUUGUUGAUAUUGAUCAGAAGAAAGAAGAGAAGAGAGGUUGAGAGCUUGGAGCUGCUUUUAGGUGAUAAAAUUUUUAGGCGAGUGGGGUCGGGAGGAAAAGAUAAGAUAAGAGUCCUGAGCUUGAGACCCAAAGGCAGGAUCACAAACCAGGUCAAUCAUUGAAUUGUCCUCUCUUCAAAAAUCCAAGGUCUCCUUCUUGUGAUCGUUGGGUUUGGAAACCUUACUUGGCUCUUCCUCGUCUCCAAUCGGUGGUAGACUAAAGGGUGUAAUUACCAACCCACUGGAACUGCUCAGCUUGAAAGAUAAGUUUUCCCUGUUCCAGGUACCUUCCAGACCACCUCCCUUUUCGUGGAACACGGGUAAGCUAUGAGCACGUAGUAGUCCUUGGCCCUUGUCUUCGUUGCCGGGCUCCCGCACAACUGGAGCUUGGUGUUGCAGAGGAAUCAACUCGAGAACUCCAUCGGAUAGCAACUCCAUCCACCGCGUUAGUCCCGUAGAGCGAGGGAACAAAGUAACUGGAAUAGUCACAAAUGCCGUGACCUGGGUUGAGUACUGUCGAAGGAGUGCUCUCAAAGCAUGGAGGAACUUCAGGACCUCUUUGGGUUGACUGGCAGCAGAAUUAUACAGUGUAGGCGAGAGGAGGCUGGGUACCACGAUUCGAUGAACUGUAGAAGGUGGCGAGUUCUUGAUUUUGGAGGUCACAUCGGCAAUGAACUUGUGGAAAGGCGUGUUUGUUGGAGAUGCCAUGGGACCUUCCACUGGGGUUGUGUGAAGCUGACCCUUGAUGGCACUGUUUUCAAGACGUUUGGUCAGGUCGAAGCCAUGACAAAACGUGCUCGGUGUCUGUCCGGGAGUUGUUGGUGCUUGGGCAUCUACAAUAAGUCGCAGGUCAACAUUACGUCCUUAGAGGGAGCGCACAGAGCAUACCUCUGACUGGAACAUUGCGCUGUCCGAGUGUCUCGUAGCGCCAAGCAAUCUUCAUCUUUUCAUCUGAUAAUGAGGUUGGCUUGCUGCUCUUCUUAGAGCCAUCAGGACUGCCAAGACCAGGAAGCUCUCUUCUCCAAGCAUCGCCAAAUCCCAAGAGGUGAACUUGAUGUCCUUGGGCAAGUCCUUCGGCGGCAUAGUAUCGUAAAAGUACUCCUCCAAAGUCCGUAGUUCCUGUCUCUUCAACGAGCAAGGAAGUGCCCAUUGGCAUUCCAGCAUGACCUGACAAGAGCUGAUCCAAAGACUGCGUGCCUGUGGAGGUUGUCAAACGUCCAUCUAAUGGAGAUGGUCUUGUUCCGGGUGCAAGAGACUUCUCUUGUCGAAUGAUGGGAGAUGAAGACCCGGCAGCUCCAAUGACGAC
This is a messenger RNA of Fusarium odoratissimum NRRL 54006, 5807 nucleotides long. RefSeq lists its product as uncharacterized. The coding region runs from base 313 to 3192 and encodes 959 amino acids. The record is from RefSeq and is a predicted model, not a curated record. Lineage: Eukaryota; Fungi; Ascomycota; Sordariomycetes; Hypocreales; Nectriaceae. The transcript has a single exon. Gene Ontology annotation, molecular function: ubiquitin protein ligase activity. Gene Ontology annotation, biological process: protein ubiquitination; ubiquitin-dependent protein catabolic process.